GCGGCCAUGGCGGCGGGCGAGGGGCUGGUGUCGGUGGAGUACGAGGUGUUCGGCAAAGUGCAGGGCGUUUUCUUCCGCAAGUACACGCAGGCCGAGGGGCGGCGGCUGGGGCUGGUCGGCUGGGUGCAGAACACGAGCCAGGGCAGCGUGCGGGGGCAGCUGCAGGGCCCCGCGGGCCGCGUGCGCGAGCUGCAGCACUGGCUCCGCAACACGGGCAGCCCCCAGUCCCGCAUCAGCAGGGCCGAGUUCCGCAACGAGAGGAAGAUCGAGGCGCUGGAGCACGAGGACUUCCAGAUUGUCAAGUAGCGGCGCCGGGAGCGCCGCCGGCAGCGGCUGGAGCCGCCCGCGCGGCACCGCCAGCCUCACGCUCCCUUUGUGGUCAGCUAACGCUCGGCUGUAGAGAGCUUUAUUUAUUGCUGUCCUAAUUUAUCGGCUCGUUACGCGCUUUGUCCGACUCUCAACCACUGAUGAUGUGCUGGCAGGUGGAAUGAGGAGCUGGGUUAUCCUCGCUGCUUGGGAUUUAUUUUGUUACCGACAGAGGAAGAAACUUAUUUAUUUUAUUUCUUUUUAAUAAAAGU
Molecule: messenger RNA, 578 nt
Organism: Nothoprocta perdicaria
Lineage: Eukaryota; Metazoa; Chordata; Aves; Tinamiformes; Tinamidae
Gene: ACYP1
Product: acylphosphatase 1
Exons: 2
Coding region: 7-306 (99 amino acids)
Molecular function (GO): acylphosphatase activity
Source: RefSeq, a predicted model, not a curated record